AUGUCCAAUGAGGCCAAGGCGUUCAUCUCCAAGCUGGGCGACGCCUUCCACCCGGACUUUAAUGGAAUUGACCACGAUCACGACGGGAAGCUUUCCAAGGACGAGAUUAUCGCUGACCUGACCCAGAAGGAGAUGGUCGAUGUCGACAGGGUCAAGGCCUCCGAUCUUCCCGAGGACAUCAAGAAGAACGUGGUGGCGCUACUGGAGGGAAAACUCAAGAGCGACAGCGACUGUGCCAGACAGGCGCUGGAUCAACGCCAAGUUGCCGUGUCUCGAGAAGACCACGAGAUCUUCUACUACCUGCUGGACGUGUUCUGCCCCCGAGUCACCAUUGCUGUCAUGCCGCCGGACCAACUGGAGGAGGGAAUUCCGACCGAGAACCAGCAAACUGUUGAAAUCCCGACGCCCGAUGGAGAUCUUGAUCCCGAACGCCGAAGGUGA
Phytophthora infestans T30-4 is the source of this 441-nucleotide messenger RNA. RefSeq lists its product as uncharacterized. The record is from RefSeq and is a predicted model, not a curated record. Bases 1 to 441 code for a protein of 146 amino acids. Lineage: Eukaryota; Oomycota; Peronosporomycetes; Peronosporales; Peronosporaceae. The transcript is spliced from 2 exons.